This is a messenger RNA of Vitis riparia (riverbank grape), 2417 nucleotides long. RefSeq names its product beta-xylosidase/alpha-L-arabinofuranosidase 1-like. The transcript has 7 exons. Gene Ontology annotation, cellular component: plant-type cell wall. Bases 39 to 2417 code for a protein of 792 amino acids. NCBI's taxonomy places the organism in Eukaryota, Viridiplantae, Streptophyta, Magnoliopsida, Vitales, Vitaceae. Gene Ontology annotation, molecular function: alpha-L-arabinofuranosidase activity; xylan 1,4-beta-xylosidase activity. Gene Ontology annotation, biological process: xylan catabolic process; arabinan catabolic process. The record is from RefSeq and is a predicted model, not a curated record.
UGGCGACAAGUUUCAGAUUUCUGUUGUUUUGUCUUUCAAUGCUUUCCGUUGCUUCCUGGGCUGUAUCUACACAGCAGUCCAGGCUUUUGAUGGAUGAUUUCGUGGGUGAGUAUGGUGAUUUGGCUAAAAAUUACACUCAUGUUUGCGAUGAAUCAAGAUAUGCUUUGCUGGGUCUUGAUAUGAAGAGCUUUGCCUUCUGUGAUAAAUCACUUUCGUACGAGGAGAGGGCAAAGGAUUUGGUGAGUCGAAUGACUCUACAAGAAAAGGUGAUGCAGUCUGUGCAUACAGCUUCUGGGGUCAGAAGACUAGGAUUGCCGGAGUAUUCCUGGUGGUCGGAGGCCCUGCACGGUAUCUCGAACCUCGGCCCCGGCGUCUUCUUCGACGAGACUAUUCCUGGAGCAACGAGCUUUCCCACUGUUAUACUCUCAACUGCAGCCUUCAAUCAAACACUGUGGAAGACUCUUGGACGGGUUAUUUCGACGGAAGGUAGAGCCAUGUACAAUUUGGGGCAUGCGGGGUUGACGUUUUGGAGUCCAAACAUCAAUGUAGUACGUGAUACAAGAUGGGGAAGGACCCAAGAGACAUCCGGUGAAGAUCCUUUCGUUGUUGGUGAGUUUGCAGUUAACUUCGUUAGAGGCCUGCAGGAUGUUGAGGGGACAGAGAACGUUACGGAUUUGAACUCUAGGCCUCUCAAGGUCUCCUCAUGCUGCAAGCAUUAUGCUGCUUAUGAUAUUGAUUCAUGGCUUACCGUCGAUCGACACACUUUCGAUGCAAGGGUUUCUGAGCAAGAUAUGAAGGAGACUUUUGUCUCUCCAUUUGAGAGGUGCGUCAGAGAGGGUGAUGUAAGCAGUGUUAUGUGCUCCUUCAAUAAAAUCAAUGGAAUCCCUCCUUGUUCUGAUCCAAGACUCUUGAAAGGAGUGAUAAGAGACGAAUGGGAUCUUCACGGAUACAUAGUAUCUGAUUGUUAUGGUCUUGAGGUGAUUGUGGACAAUCAAAACUACCUUAAUGACUCAAAGGUGGAUGCUGUUGCAAAAACCCUACAAGCAGGGUUGGAUUUGGAAUGUGGCCAUUACUAUACUGAUGCCCUUAACGAAUCAGUCCUGACUGGGAAAGUGAGUCAGUAUGAACUAGACCGGGCGUUGAAGAAUAUUUAUGUUCUGCUUAUGAGGGUUGGAUACUUUGAUGGUAUCCCGGCGUAUGAGUCGCUUGGACUGAAGGAUAUCUGUGCUGCCGAUCACAUUGAGUUGGCAAGGGAAGCCGCAAGACAAGGGAUCGUUCUUCUGAAGAAUGAUUAUGAAGUUUUGCCAUUAAAACCUGGAAAAAAGAUAGCAUUGGUUGGGCCCCAUGCCAAUGCUACUGAAGUUAUGAUUGGAAACUAUGCAGGGCUGCCCUGCAAGUAUGUAUCUCCUCUUGAAGCCUUUUCUGCCAUUGGAAACGUCAAGUAUGCGAUGGGCUGUUUGGAUGCUUCAUGCAGUAACGAUACCUAUUUCUCUGAAGCAAAAGAAGCUGCAAAAUAUGCAGAAGUUACCAUCAUUUUCGUAGGGACUGAUUUAUCGAUCGAGGCUGAGUUCGUAGAUAGAGUUGAUUUCCUACUCCCAGGCAACCAAACUGAGCUGAUCAAACAAGUUGCUGAAGUCUCCAGUGGUCCUGUGAUUCUUGUAGUCCUCAGUGGUAGCAAUAUUGACAUCACUUUUGCUAAAACUAAUCCCAGAAUCUCAGCCAUCCUCUGGGUUGGUUUUCCUGGGGAGCAAGGCGGACACGCCAUUGCAGAUGUUGUUUUUGGGAAGUAUAAUCCUGGAGGAAGACUACCAGUGACAUGGUAUGAAGCUGAUUAUGUUGAUAUGCUGCCGAUGUCCUCCAUGUCACUAAGGCCAGUUGAUGAACUAGGCUACCCAGGGAGGACAUACAAAUUCUUCGAUGGCUCCACAGUCUACCCCUUUGGCUAUGGCAUGAGCUACACCAAGUUCUCCUACUCAUUAGCCACCUCGAAAAUAUCCAUCGACAUCGACUUGAACAAGUUCCAGAAAUGCCGCACAGUGGCUUACACAGAAGAUCAAAAGGUACCAUCAUGCCCAGCAGUUCUACUGGACGACAUGAGUUGUGAUGACACCAUUGAGUUUGAGGUUGCAGUAACCAAUGUGGGGAAGGUGGACGGAAGUGAGGUGCUCAUGGUUUACUCAAUCCCUCCAUCUGGAAUUGUUGGAACUCAUAUUAAGCAAGUGAUUGGAUUCCAGAAAGUUUUUGUAGCUGCAGGAGAUACUGAGAGGGUGAAGUUUUCCAUGAAUGCUUGCAAGAGCUUGAGGAUUGUUGAUAACACUGGUUAUUCACUCUUGCCAUCUGGGUCUCACACCAUCAGGGUUGGGGAUUAUUCAAAUUCAGCUUCAUACUCUCUCCAAGUGAAUUACAAUUAUAAUUAG